AUGAAUAAUGAGCUUUCAAGGGUUUUCACACCUGAGGAAGUGGACAUAGCUCUGUCCCAAAUGCAGCCUUUUAAGGCACCUGACGGUUUUGGGGUCUGUUUCUACCAAAAGCAUUGGGCAACUGUGGGGGAAGGAGUUCGACAGGCAGUACUCUAUUUCUUGAAUUCAGGUACCUUUGAACCCUCUUUGAAUUUGACUUACAUAGCUCUGAUACCUAAGAUUACUAAUGCAGCCUGUGUAAGUGAGUUUCAGCCCAUAAGCCUUUGCAAUGUCCUGUACAAGCUCAUUGCAAAGGUUCUGUCAAACAGAUUGAAGGUGGUCCUGGGUUCUAUUAUAUCCCAACACCAAAGUGCUUUCAUGCCGGGGCGACUCAUUACCGACAACAUUCUGGUGGCGUACGAGGCUUUGCACUCCAUGAACACCCGUAUGAAGGGCAAAAAAGGGUACAUGGCUCUUAAGUUAGACAUGUCAAAAGUGUAUGACAGAGUCGAAUGGUCCUUCCUGGAGGCUAUGAUGAGAAGGUUGGGAUUUAGGGAGCCUUGGAUCAGCUUGGUCAUGCAGUAUGUUCGGUCAAUGUCAUAUCAAGUGCUCCUGAAUGGAGUCCCUCAAGAGGUGAUCUCCCCUACACGGGGUUUAAGCCGAAAUACCAAUAGUGGGUUUAAAGAUUUAAUACAUUCCUCCAUUGGGAUGUCGGCUACCGCUUCUUUGGACAAAUAUCUUGGAUUGCCUUCUAUGGUGGGACGUUCUAAAACAAAGACCUUUGAAGGUAUUGUGAAUAGGGUAAGGAAGAAGCUCGAUGGGUGGAAAGAAAGGUUCUUGUCUCAAGCAUGGAAGGAAAUACUCUUGAAGGCAGUGGUGCAGGCAAUCCCAACCUACUGUAUGAGCGUUUUUCAGCUCCCAAAAACCUUGUGCAAGAAAAUGGAAUCCAUGAUGAAUAAACUUCUGUGGCAGAGAAAAGAGAGUUUAGGGGGUUUGAACUGGAUGAGCUGGUCGAGGCUAGAAUUUUCCAAGAAGAAUGGUGGUCUUGGCUUCCGAGAUUUAGAAGUCUUCAACUUAGCUUUGCUUCCUAAGCAGAGGUGGAGAUUGUUACAAGAACCAAAUUCGUUGUUAGCCACUAUACUGAAGGAAAAAUAUUUUUCCAGGGGCUCUUUUCUGCAAGCGAAGUUGGGACACAAACCCUCUUAUGCAUGGCGUAGCCUGCUGAAGGCGAGACAGGUCCUGGAGAACGGGUUGGUAUGGAGGAUUGGUAAUGGAAAACAGGUCAAAUUUUGGGGGGACAAAUGGCUUCUUUCAUCCCCAGAUUUUUGGUCUGAAACCCUCUUUCACAUUCUGUGGAGCUGCCCAUCCUCUGUGGCAGUGUGGCAGGAAAGUAGCAGAUCAGUACAUAAGCUAUCAAUCCAGGAGGAUGAGGGCUUAAGUUUUAUUCGUCAUCUACAGGACAGAUUAGAGGCUAACGUUUUUACAGAAGUUCUCAGUGUGAUGCGGCUGAUAUGGCUCCAAAGAAACUCCUUUGUUUUCAGAAACAGUUUUGAGCCCCCGGGUCAAUUGAUUCUGAAAGCAAGAGGGAUAAUGGAAGAGACAGAGUGUGUCGCAGAGGAGCUGAACGUUGCUCGUGAUGAUAGGGGGGAAGUGGUGGCUGCGCGGGCAAAGGUGGUAUCAUUUACCAUAGACCCUACCACUGCAGAAGCUUUGGCAGCAUGGGAGGCAGUGAGGUUCUGUAUUGACAGUGGGCUGACGAGAGUCAUAGUGGAAGGUGAUGCUCAAAUAGUGGUGAAUGCUUUGAAUCAGCGGUCUGCGUGCUGGAGCUCUUUUGGCCAUCUGAUCGACGAUACCAAAAUCCUGCUGGAACGUUUGCUCUCAGUGAACAUAAGGCAUGUUAAACGGUCUACCAAUAUGGUAGCCCAUAUUUUGGCAAAAAGGGCAAUUUCUCAGUUAUUAGAUUGUGCUUGGUUAGGAGUUUGUCCUCCUUUCAUUCAGUCUUCUGUAAUGGCUGAUCAAGCCUCUUCUUUAUGA
This is a messenger RNA of Alnus glutinosa, 2013 nucleotides long. RefSeq lists its product as uncharacterized. The transcript has 4 exons. Gene Ontology annotation, molecular function: RNA-DNA hybrid ribonuclease activity; nucleic acid binding. The coding region runs from base 1 to 2013 and encodes 670 amino acids. NCBI's taxonomy places the organism in Eukaryota, Viridiplantae, Streptophyta, Magnoliopsida, Fagales, Betulaceae. The record is from RefSeq and is a predicted model, not a curated record.